CUUUUAAGGACGACAAUCCCACCAUGGGAUUCGUAAUUAUUCGUGCCCCACGUUAACUACAGCCCACCACUACCCGUGUCCCACUCUCAGCUAACCUCGGACAAGAUAGUCCGACCGCAUACCUCCAUACCCGCGGUUCCCCCAAUCACCACCAGCACCCUUCAUAAGCCCCCAAUUGCCCCGCGUUAAGCCAUUGUACCUUACAUGAUUUCUCUCGGCACAGGAAAUCUUAUCCGCCGCACCCAGAUCCUCUGCCGGAGCUUCGUUGCCCAUAAACCCCGCUCGGCCGUACUAUCCAGUGUAACAUCGCAAACGACGCGAUUGAUUCUCCCCACAGCUUUUGCCAGAAUGAGUUCCAGCCAAGCCAAGCGCCUCGCAGGCAAGACGAUCCUGAUCACCGGCGCGAGCUCCGGGAUUGGAAAGAGCACGGCGCUGGAGUUUGCGCGCACCCAGCCAGACGACUUGAAGCUGAUCCUGACUGCGCGCCGGCUCGAGACGCUGCAAGAAGUAGCCAAGGAGAUUUCAGGCGUCGCCAAGGGCGUCAAGGUCCACGUUGUCAAACUCGAUGUCAGCAGUGUGUCUGAGAUUGGGCAAUUUGUCAGCAACCUGCCGGAAGAGUUCAAGCAGAUCGAUGUGCUAGUGAACAACGCCGGCCUCGUCAAGGGCGUAGACAAAGCGCCCGAGAUCAAACAGGACGAUAUAAACGUCAUGUUCCAGACCAACGUCACCGGCCUGAUCGCUAUGACACAAGCCAUCCUGCCCAUAUUCCUCGCGCGCCCCGACGGUGGCCGCGGCGACAUCAUAAACAUCGGCUCCAUUGCGGGUCGCGAGCCUUACCAGGGCGGCAGUAUCUACUGCGCGACCAAGGCCGCGGUGCGCAGCUUCACGGAUAGCUUGCGCAAGGAGCUCAUCGCGAGUCGCGUCAGGAUUAUCGAGAUUGAUCCCGGGCAGGUCGAGACGGAGUUCAGUGUGGUCAGGUUUGGCGGCGAUAAGGAGAAGGCGAAGAAGGUCUAUGAAGGCGUGGAGCCCCUGACGGGUGAUGAUAUUGCGGAAGUUGUUGUUUUUGCGGCCGCCAGGAGGGAGAAUGUGGUUAUUGCUGAUACGCUGGUUUUCCCUAACCACCAAGCGGCGGCUACGGUUAUGCACAGGAAGUCGACAUAAUAGAGGCUUUCUCAGCCAUGUCGAAUCGAGAGUGUGUGUACAUAAACCGAGCCACCAAUACAGCCCAAAGCUUGCACAUCGUAGCAUUGUCGUCGAAUAUCUCUCUCGUUGCGGAUUGCUUGACAAGUUCCGUAAUCUUGCUAAUGGCCAGCAGGUAGCGAUCAAUACGACGGCUGAAGGUCACGGACAGGGUAGUAGCGCACGACCGGUGCUCACUGACAUGGCGCAGAUCAAUCGCGUGAUUGCAAGACUUAUUCGUAUCACAUGUCACUGCCCACGAUCGGGUACGGCUUUCAAACAGUAGAAGAGCUUCACUUGUCGCCGUUGUGCC
This is a messenger RNA of Didymella exigua CBS 183.55, 1492 nucleotides long. Its product is annotated as NAD(P)-binding protein. The transcript is spliced from 3 exons. Gene Ontology annotation, molecular function: oxidoreductase activity. The record is from RefSeq and is a predicted model, not a curated record. Lineage: Eukaryota; Fungi; Ascomycota; Dothideomycetes; Pleosporales; Didymellaceae. The coding region runs from base 205 to 1161 and encodes 318 amino acids. Gene Ontology annotation, cellular component: cytosol.